UUGAGAUUGAAUUUAAGAGAGAGAGUGAAAAAGAGAGAGAGAGAGAGAGAGACAGAGAGACAGAGAAUGCGAACAUGUGUCGGUGCCGAGGAUCUUGUCUUCAAGAGUGUUGACAGCGAAGGUGCGUCGAAAAGAAUUGAUGAUCUUCUUUGCUUCGAUCUCUCAAUCCAGUUUUAAUCUUUAAAAUUGACGUUUCCGACGUUAUCUUCCUUGGCGUAUGUAUAACAACCACCGAUGCAGACCUUACGGAAGAAAAACAGCCCGUGCAAGUUUAAGAACGAGCCAACACGGUUCCUCGGGGAAGGCGUUUCGUUCAAGGCGAAGCUGAUCGGCAUAUUGGAAGUAUCCGAAGCACGUGGCGAUCGAAUGUGUCAAGCAGCAUUGGCGGACUUGAAGAUGGCGAUUCGUGCAGCCGGUGAACAUAAGCAAAGGAUUGCUGUACAGGUCAGCAUCGAUGGGCUUCGUUUGAGGGAUGAAAAAACGAGUGAAUGUUUGUACCAUCAUCCCGUGCACAAGAUAUCUUUCAUCGCUCAAGACAUGAGCGAUUCCAGAGCAUUCGGUUAUAUAUUUGGCUCACCAGACACAGGACACAGAUUUUUUGGUAUCAAGACGGAUAAAGCAGCGAGUCAGGUGGUCAUAGCGAUGAGGGAUCUCUUUCAAGUUGUGUUCGAGCUGAAGAAGAAGGAAAUUGAAUUGGCGAAGCAACACAUCGAACAAAAUGCCAUAAACGCUAUCAAGUUCCAUACCGGCGGGAUGUUCGUCGAACCAGCGCCCGACACCAAAGGUGCAGCCGGAACCGAAUCGUCCGUUCAUCGAACUAGACUUACAAACUCCGAGACGGAGAAGGCGACCGACAGGAAGAACGAAAAUCAGAGUGGCGUUAUCGCCGACUUGCUAGAUCUGCAAUUCGAGUUGAAUUCGUUACAACAGGGAAUACAUCAGAUGGAUAAAAUAACACCGGAACAACCUGGGCCGGCCACGGAUGAUCUGUUCGAGAGCGAUCCGUUCGGCGAUUCUUUCGCGAACAUGAAAUUAAAAGAUACCGUACAACCCAUUUUGCCACCGCCACCGUCCUCCGCGAAAAGAGGCCACUUGGAACGGCAACAAACCGUGCCAGCUCCGACGGCAUCGUCCGCUACGUCUAGUCCAGCCGCGACGUUGUACAGCAAAACGCCACCUCCUCAGGAGACGAUGCAUUGGUUCGACAAGGAAACGGAAAAUCUUUUCAACGACGGAGAGCUAACGAACCCAGCGAAAACUGCCGCGGUUAGGAAAGAUCAGGACGAGGCGAGUACCUCGCUGAACGCAACCCCGAGAAGUAGCCAAGCCAAAAGUCCGCAGAUAGACGUAUUCACGGAACUGGAUCCCCUAGGGACUGGUCUGAUAAAGCCUUACGUCGAUAAGAAAGACUUCUUCCAACAUCUGAAAAACCCUCCAAAAAAGGUGCUUAAAGAUUUAGUAACGACCAAUUCGACGGAUACGUUUCCAACGAAUUUCAAUCUAACGUCGGAUACCCCGUCGGGCUCUAUAAAAUUACAGAAUGAUUUACCUUUGAAGGAAAGUGAUCGCCACGAAGAGGGCAAUUUCGCGAAUUUCGAUCGAUUCGAUGAGAACGAGGCCACGCAGUCGUCCAUCCUUCCGAGGUCCGACUCGCCCCAAAAGAAAGAUAUUGUAUCGAGGCCGACUCAUCACCAACCGUUGUCGGUGUCCCUCCCGCCCGAAGAGACGCCUACCAAGAGUACGCUCGCUGGGAUAUCCUCCGUAAACGCUCCAACCGCCGUCGGAGGAACGACGAGCGUUGCCGGCAGAGCAGACAAGGAUUCCAACGAAUCCGUCCAGGCGUUGGUCAGAUUGCCAAGCCCAAAGAAAUAUCUGCAAUCGGUUAGAAAACGAGAAUUCGAUAUGGAUUUGCCGAGCGGCAAGUCGCAGUCCAUAGAGAAACCAUUCCCGGUAGAUUUCUCUACCACGAGCGACUCACCGGCGUCGCCGCUGAGAUCCUGUUCCUCCGACGCGAACUCGAGAUUGUCCAGUUCCAGUGCGGAGCUGGAUCUCGUUCCUGAACCACCGCCAAGGGGCGCCGGAAGUAUAAUGAUCAAUCCGCCGCCCUUGCCACCGAAGAAGCAAGCCGCCAGAGGCUCCAUAAAACCACCGCCCAGACCGCCUUAUACCGAGGGUCACUUUCACUACGACUUCAUCGAGCGCGAGGUGGCUUCGCCCUCUCCGACGAGGACCAGAGAAAGGACGAAAAGUCCGCCGAGGGAUGCGAAGGGCCAGUUCGACGAUAACUUCAGUCCACCGUCGCAAGCGUCAGCCAGGACGGACUUGAUAUCCACCAUGACGACCUCCGCGUUCGAGGAUUCGUUCAGUUCGAUGAUACCCGCGACGAAUUUGUCAACGUUCUUCGCUUCGAGCGGCGGCAGAUCGCCCGCCGCGACGAGGAGACCGAAACCCUCGCUUGACAUCACCCUGAGUCAAUUAACUUCGGCGAACUUGGACGAGUUGGCGGGCAGCCUUGGCAUGACCGUGCAGGAACUAACGAGCCUAACGUUGCAACAGCUCACCGAAUGUCUCGCCAAUCUCUCGAGCAAAGAAUCGGCGACAGAGGCGAAAGAAGAGGAGACGGCCCGACCGAGACUGGAACAAUUCGCGACGAAACCAUCCGCGUCCACGUGUAAAAUCACGGAAACCAGUUUCGUCAGCAGCGAGCCACUUUUCAAAGCGAACUUCGAUCAGGAACCGACGAAGAAGCAGGAGGAACCGACGUACGACAAGUACGCCGUGUUUCGAGAAUUGCUCGAGAUGGAACGGAUGCAGGAGGAGGAACCGAGGGAGGAGACGAACGACGAGGAAGUCGCGACGGAUACCGAAAGCAAAGAACCGGAGGAACGAAAAGAAUCGGAGGAGGACGAGACACGAGGCGAACUCACGGCCGAAGCUAUCGUAGCUAUGGCGAACUUGACCGUCAAGUUGCCACCCAGUACCGAGGAAUUAGCGAAGGAAGAUUCGAGGAUGAUGGCAAUCGAGGAAACGAACGGAAUCGAGACCGACAGGCCGAUCGGCGCGAUGGAAGCUCUCGGCGAAACGAAGGACGACGCGAUCGAGGUAUCGACGAAGUUGCAGCCAAAGACCGAGGGGGAUGUCGAGGCGGACAUCGAAGAAGAUACGACGGAAGAUACGACCGUUACGGCGGGUAAUCGGGACAGAGGAGAGACUUCGUCGGACAAGGGCAGCGAAGCGAACGGCGUGCCGGACAAGGUCGUCGUGCCGGAGAGCAGCACGGAGGACGUCGGUCGAUCCUCCGUCGCGGAGAAAACCGAGGUGAGAUCCUCGACGUCGACGUCGAGCGACAGAUACGCGGCGUUGAGGGAGAUAAUAGGCGAGACGGAAAGAUUAGGCAAGCAGAACGAGGAGGAGUCGUCCUCCAGACGAGAGUCCCCGGUGGUGGUACAGCAGCAGGCGUCGUCGAGUAAGAACUUGGCGGAGGCCGAACUCUUGAGUUUAUUCUCGGACAGUUUGCCGACCGUACCGCCGAGCCCGAGGAGGUCCCUUAAGAAGAAGGAGGACGAUCUGAAAAGCGUCGCCAUGGAUAUUUUCGAAGAAAUAAAGAUGCUCAACACCGGGACGCAUAAAGCGAAAGAGGUAAAAGCUAUCGCCGGCAUCGCCGGAUUCGAGGACGUGUUUUGUCCCUUCGCCGAGGAGGUCGCCAAGGACAACGGUCGAGAAGACGGGGAGAGGGAGGAGGACGGCAAUUGGGCCAAGUUCGAAACGAGCGUGCUCGGUUCGGACAGAUCGUCUUGCGAAGGGGCGCGCUCCGUGGGUGGUACGUCGCCUUGGUCGCCCGACGGCAAGGACUUCCAUCGCGACGUACCGCCUUUCAAAUCCGUCGCCUCUACCAGCGGGGUUCACAGACAUUCCGGCGACAGCGACAACGAAUGGAAGGACGAGGAGGAGAGCGAGGAAAGUAACGGCAGGGGACGUCCGGAGGGGAGAUUCUGGUGCGGAAGGCAUCCGAGGUUCGACGCGGCCGAAUUCGACGAGAGGUCGUUCUACGAGGAGGCCUCGGCCUCGCUGGACAAUAGAUCGGACAAAAGGGAUCGAAGCUUUCGGGGCCGGGCGGUCAGGAAGUCGCGCGGUCCGUGGGCCAAGAACGUCGGACACAGACCGAGAGACCCGUCGCGCUGGCACGAGAAACCUCAAUGGGAGGAGGUGCCGAGGCGUUAUCCCCAUCGAAAGUUACCUUACAAGGAGAACGACGAUCAUUACGACGUGCACGAUCACUUGUCGCGAUUUUGGAAAUGCAGGCCAAAGUCCCAACGAUGGAAUUGGAUACCCGACGAUGCUUAUUACGACGAGGAGCGCAGAAGAAAGAUGACGGAGAGAAAGUUGACGUUGCUGUGGAACGAAGAGGACAGAUUCGGCAGCGAGGAGAGCGUUGGCUUCGAGGAGGACGAUAGAUGGGCCAAACGCAAAUACGAAAGGAGACGGUGGGACGAGGAUUACGGUAGAUAUUGGAACAGGCGGAGUAGUCCUCCCUUGGACGGCGAGUACCCGUCCAAGGAAGGUUACUACUACUAUCGGGAGAGCAGAGAGAGGCCUCACGACUACGCCAGCGGGGCGUGGGACGAGGAGUACGGUCCGGAACGUGUCGGGGACGAAUCAGGUAGAUACAACACGGUCGGUAGAAAGAGACAUUGGCCGAAGAGGCCGAACAGUGCUAACGAGGGUCGUAAUACCGAGUACGGUGAAAUGGUGUAUGCCGACGCGAGGAGCAAGUUCGGUACGUCUAGAUCGGAAUGCAGCGACAACGAUUCGGAUCCUUACUUGAGGCCGUCGCAGAGGUCGAGAAGUCGCGAAAGUUAUUGGGGCAGCGAUCAGGAGUACGAUAGUUGGCCGGAGAGACCGUAUUGGUCGGAGGGUCCGGACGUCAAGAGCGAGACGUUGCAUCGUAAGAGAGUAGCGAGGCAUAAGGCCGCCGCGCGACAAGCGGUACAGGCUAAAACGCAGAGCCCUUUCGAGGAUGAUUUUGCGCAAAGUAUCGAGCAGGUCGAGUCACCGGCCAGUGAAACGUUGCCGUCGGCCGAGCCGCGCGUUCGUCCGGAGAUCGGCGAAUCGAAAAGGGGAGAAUUGAUCGAACGGCCUCCUCCGAGUCCUUCCGCGACUCCGAGUCGAUUAUCUACCAAGGAAGUGCAUCCACGCAGGGAAAUGCCACGGGAAUAUAACAAGCGGUCGACCUUCUUCGAAGACGAUUUAACGCCGACCGCUAGCGUCUCCACCAGCGACGCGUCCGACCGACGAAGAUUGUCGUCGGACUUGAAGGCGACACCCGAAGAAAUUCCACCCGACGCGAAGGAUUCUCAUAGGUCGAUAGACGGUUUCGUUUCGGAGGACAGUGGCCGAGAUUCCUUCUUCAACGGUGAUCUUAGGUUCGACGACGACGACGCGUUCACUUUCAAGUCCGAAUUAGAGGACAGCGUGCCCGAACGUUGUACCACUACCUUGCCAUUGAAAAACGCCAGGCAAAACAAAUACGCUGCCUCGAACAGUAACAACAAAGGUAGACCAUCCGAUCAAUAUAUAAGAAAAUCCGAGUCGGUGAACAUCUUCAUACGCGAGGAAGAUCCGUUCGACGACGACGACUUUUUCAAUUGACUCGCGGCCAAUCGCGAAUCCACGCGUUCGUCGCAAUCGGACUAUCGAUCUCUCAAAUGAGUGGAAUCCGUACGUAGCGAUUCUUUAUUUCUUAUACUUUCUUUUUACGAAACCGCCACGUGUCGUCG
Vespula pensylvanica (western yellowjacket) is the source of this 5777-nucleotide messenger RNA. RefSeq names its product protein disabled (gene Dab). The transcript has 8 exons. The record is from RefSeq and is a predicted model, not a curated record. Lineage: Eukaryota; Metazoa; Arthropoda; Insecta; Hymenoptera; Vespidae. The coding region runs from base 235 to 5649 and encodes 1804 amino acids.